CGAGUUAUGUGUGUCGGACGGUGAAAUUCCUUAUUCCAUGGUUGACGAUGAAGCACAAACAAGUUCAAAUGUUAAUAACACAAAGAAAGAUCCAAGGAUCAUCGCUAGAAAAUAUCAGUUGGACCUCUGUAAGAAAGCUGUGGAGGAGAAUGUGAUUGUUUACUUAGGGACUGGUUCGGGGAAAACUCAUAUUGCAGUCCUACUUAUAUACGAGCUGGGUCACCUGAUCAAGAAACCUCAGAAGAAUAUAUGUGUUUUUCUUGCACCAACGAUACCACUGGUUCGGCAGCAAGCCAGGGUCAUAGAGGAGUCCGUUGAUUUCAAGGUUGGGAGUUAUUAUGGAAGUUCUAAGCAUUUGAAAACACAUGCUGAAUGGGACAAAGAAAUUGAAGAAUAUGAGGUUCUUGUUAUGACCCCUCAAAUACUAGUACGUAAUUUACACCAUUGCUUCAUCAGAAUGGAACAAAUUGCACUAUUGAUAUUCGAUGAGUGUCAUCAUGCACAGGCACGAAGCAGUCAUCCGUAUGCACAAAUCAUGAAGUUCUAUGAACCUGGUGCAUUGAAGCGUCCCCGUGUAUUUGGCAUGACAGCAUCUCCUAUUGUGGGAAAAGGUGCAUCCAAAGAGGAACUACCAAUAAGUAUCAACAGCCUUGAGAAAUUACUUGAUGCAAAGGUUUGUUCUGUUAGUAACAAAGAAGAAUUGGAUAGUUUUGUUGCAUCUCCAAAAGUAAAAGUUUAUUACUAUGGUCCUGUUGUAAAUGCUUCUUUGAGCUAUGAUACAUCCUGUGUUCAAAGACUUGAGGAGAUAAAAGGCCAGUGUAUGUCAAUGCUGAGCAUGAAGGCUGAUGAUCGUAGCCGCCUCCAAAAUAGUAAGAGGUCACUAGGGAAGAUGCAUGAUAAUCUGAUUUUCUGUUUGGAAAAUCUUGGUCUUUGGGGAACAAAGCAAGCUAUCCGGAUAUUCUUAGAUGGUGAUAAUUCUGAGAGAGAUGAAUUGAUGGGAACAGAAGCUGGUUCUAGUGAGAACUCCUUAGCAGAUCAAUAUUUAGCUAAGGCUGCCUCAGUCCUGGACUCUGAUUUAAUAAAGGGUGGCAUUGGAACUGAUUUAUCUGCUCCGGUGGCUUUAAAGGAACCAUUUUUCUCAAAGAAGCUGUUGACUCUUAUUGAAAUUUUGUCCAAUUUUAGGUUACAGACAAAUAUGAAAUGCAUAGUGUUUGUGAAUAGGAUCAUUGUUGCAAGGUCCUUGUCCUGCAUACUGCAGAAGUUAACGUGUUUAGCAACUUGGAAGUGUGAUUUCCUGGUUGGGUUCCAUUCUGGACUAAAAAAUAUGUCACGGAAAUUCAUGAAUUCCAUUGUCGAGAAGUUCCGCUCUGGAGAGCUAAAUCUGCUGGUUGCAACUAAAGUGGGUGAAGAAGGACUUGACAUUCAGACAUGCUGCCUUGUAAUAAGGUUUGAUUUACCAGAUACUCUUGCCAGUUUCAUACAGUCUCGAGGCCGUGCACGCAUGCCGCAAUCCGAGUAUGCGUUUUUGGUAGACAGCGGAAACAGGAACGAGUUGAACCUGAUCAACAGUUUUCUAUAUGAUGAGGAUCGUAUGAAUAAUGAAAUUACGUGUAGAACUUCAAGAGAGACAUUUGAAGAAUUGGAUGAUGCAAUCUACAAAGUUGGUUCUACUGGUGCCUCAACUAGUGCUAGCCACAGUGUUUCAUUACUCCAUCAUUAUUGCUCCCAACUCCCUCAUGAUGAAUAUUUCAACCCAAUGCCAGAAUUCUUUUACUUUGAUGAUGUAGAAGGAAUACUCUGCCAUAUAAUCCUUCCAUCUAAUGCUCCCAUUCAUAAAGUUGAAGGUGCACCCCAGCCUUCAAAAGAUUUAGCCAAGAGAAAUGCUAGUUUGAAAGCAUGCCAAGAAUUGCAUAAGCUGGGUGCUCUCACAGACUAUCUUCUACCAGGCCAAGUUGAGGAAGUGGAAGGACUAGUGUUGCCAUCAUCCAACUCUAAGAGUAGCGAAGAUGAGUCUUCACGAGGAGAACUGCAUGAGAUGUUAAUUCCUGCUGCUCUCAAAGUACCAUGGAAUAACACAGAAAAUAUUACCAUGCUUAAUUUUUAUUUUAUAAGUUUUGCUCCUAUUCCAGAAGAUAGACUGUACCAAAAAUUUGGUCUUUUUGUCAAAGAACCUCUUCCAAAGGAAGCUGAGAGAAUGGAGCUUGAUCUUCAUCUCGAUCAUGGUAGAAUCGUCAGGACAGAGCUUGUUCCUUUAGGGAGGAUUCAAUUUGAUAAGGAUGAGAUUUUGCUGGCAGAGAAUUUUCAAGAAAUGUUUCUCAGGAUCAUACUUGACCGCACUGACUUCUUGUCUGACUUUGUACCCUUGGGGAAGAAUGAGAAAUCAAGGUCAUCAACCUUUUACCUAUUACUUCCUGUCAGGGAGCAUGAACGUGAAGAUACAAUGACUAUUGACUGGAAGAUUGUCAGGAGGUGUUUAUCUUCACCAGUAUUCAAACUUCCCUCAGGUGCUGUUGAAAAUGGUGUUCUUCCUGUCAACCAGACCUUGAAACUUGCCAGUGGUCCUGCAGAUAUAGCUGAUAUCUUGAACAGUUUAGUGUUCAUCCCACACAAGAAAUCAUUUUUCUUCAUUGAUAGCAUUCUUCCUGAAAUAAAUGGAUACAGCCCAUUUAGGGGCUAUUCAAGCUAUAAAGAGUACUUUUUGAAGCGGCUUGGGAUUCAUCUCUUAUACCCUGAGCAGCAUUUUUUGAAGGCAAAACAACUUUUCCUUUUACACAAUUUGCUUCAUAACCGGAAGCAGGAGAAUACAGUUGUCCACGAAAAAAAGGAGCACUUUGUCGAGUUACCUCCAGAGAUUUGUCAAAUGAAGAUAAUUGGGUUUUCGAAAGACAUAGGGAGUUCAGUGUCCCUAUUACCAUCAAUAAUGCAUCGUCUGGAAAAUCUACUUGUGGCAAUUGAGCUUAAGGACAUGUUGUCAGAUUCAUUCCCAGAGGGAUCUAAAGUUACUGCUUCUCGUGUCUUAGAAGCUCUCACAACGGAGAAGUGUUCAGAGCGCUUUUCGCUUGAAAGACUUGAAGUACUUGGUGAUGCUUUCCUCAAGUAUGCAGUUGGAAGGCACCUUUUUCUUUUGUACGAAGCUCUUGAUGAAGGAGAAUUGACCCGGAGACGUUCUAAUAUUGUAAAUAACUCUCAUCUAUACAAACUAGCAACUAGGAGCAAUUUACAGGUUUAUAUACGCGAUCAACCAUUUGAUCCUUGCCAAUUCUUCACGUUUGGCCGUCCUUGUCCAAUAAUCUGUGAUAAGGACACAGAAGCAAUGAUUCAUUGUCAGAAAAAAAGUGGAAGUGUAGAAGAAGAUGGAGCUGAUGUUAGUGAUGUGAUGUGCAAUAGGUGCCAUCACUGGUUAUACAAGAAAACCAUUGCAGAUGUGGUGGAAGCCCUGAUUGGAGCAUUCCUAGUUGACAGUGGCUUCAAAGCUGCAAUUGCAUUUCUUAGAUGGAUUGGCAUAGAAGUGGACUUUGUAGAUUCACAAGUUUCUAAAAUUUGCAUGGCAAACCAACGCUACAUGUCGCUUGCUGAUUCUGUGGAUAUUGCUGCCCUGGAAAAAAAUUUGUUAGGAUAUGAGUUUCUGCAUAAAGGUCUUCUUUUACAAGCAAUUGUGCAUCCUUCUUACAACCAUCCUUUAGGAGGAUGCUAUCAGCGACUCGAGUUUCUUGGAGAUGCUGUCUUGGAUUACUUAAUAACAUCCUAUCUGUAUUCAGUUUAUCCAAAGCUAAAGCCAGGCGAGUUGACUGAUUUGAGGUCAGUGUCUGUAAGUAAUAAUUCCUUUGCCCGCAUAGCAGUUAGCCGAUCCUUCCACACAUAUCUUAUCUCUGAUUCGGAUAGUCUCUCUGAGGCAAUUGCAAAGUUUGUGACUUUUGUGCGGACACCUUCUUCAGAAAAAUGCCUAAAUGAGGGGCCUAAAUGUCCAAAGGUUCUUGGUGAUUUGGUUGAAUCUUGUGUUGGUGCUGUUCUUCUUGACACUGGUUUUGACUUAAACCAUGUUUGGAGACUAAUGCUGUCCUUUGUGGACCCAAUAAUGAGCUUUUCAAGCCUGCAAUUUAAUCCUAUUAGGGAGAUCCAGGAACUUUGCCAAUAUCAUAACUGGGAUUUGCAGUUUCCGGCUUCAAAGAUUGGGGAGGAUUUUGUUGUUGAAGCACGUGUGACUGGAAAAGAUUUUGAUUCAAGUAGUAGUGCGAGAAAUAUCAACAAGAAAGCUGCUAAGAGAAUGGCUGCACGCCAACUAUCUUUGAAACUUACGGAGCGAGGGUAUCGGCGGAAAAAUAGAACAGAGAAAUUUUUGGAGGCAAACCGUAAACAGGAAGCCAAACUUAUUGGGUACGAUGAGUCUCCUAUUAAUGUGGUUGUUCCUGAUUGCAUUGAUCUCGAGUCCUUGAAGAUACAAGAUGCUUCACCAGCUAGAGAGCAUCGUAGCAAAACCUGGGAAAAUAGCGGCGCAAAGAAAAAUUCACAAUCCACUGGCAUUCCGUGCACAGGCUCAGCUAGAUCGAAUCUAUAUGAGAUAUGUGCCUUUAAUUAUUGGAAACCCCCAAACUUCGAAUGCUACAAAGAGGAAGGACCAAGCCACCUGAAAUCGUUCACCAUCAAGGCAACUGUUGAAAUAGAAGAGGCUACAAAAACGGUUAUAGAGUGUUUUGGUGCACCGCAGCUAGGCAAGAAAGCUGCAGCAGAGAAUGCUGCGGAAGGGGCAUUGUGGUACUUGAAGCAGCAAGGUUACUUACCAAAGGACAAUACGGAAGCCUCAUCUAGUUAGG
Telopea speciosissima is the source of this 4811-nucleotide messenger RNA. Its product is annotated as endoribonuclease Dicer homolog 4-like. Gene Ontology annotation, cellular component: nucleus; cytoplasm. The record is from RefSeq and is a predicted model, not a curated record. Gene Ontology annotation, biological process: siRNA processing. Bases 38 to 4810 code for a protein of 1590 amino acids. Lineage: Eukaryota; Viridiplantae; Streptophyta; Magnoliopsida; Proteales; Proteaceae. The transcript is spliced from 25 exons. Gene Ontology annotation, molecular function: RNA binding; protein binding; ATP binding.